ACACKCGCGACAGGGAGAGAGUCGCCGGUUGUCACACGGGGCUCCCCUUGGGAGGAAGGGUUAGAAAGGGAGUAGCUCUAGGGAAAGAGGCUUUUAUUCUGCAGUCUGCUAGCGUUUUCCCACUCGGGGGAGGCUCUUUGGCAGGCGCUGUCCUCACCCCGGCCAGGACCCGGAGGCGACGCGGCGGUGAGCACUCCGUGGGGCCGAAGCAGCCGCGCCGGGCGGGUGUCGCCUCGCUAUGGCCAAGCACCACCCGGACCUCAUCUUCUGCCGCAAGCAGGCGGGCGUCGCAAUUGGAAGACUUUGUGAAAAAUGUGAUGGCAAAUGUGUGAUCUGCGACUCCUACGUGCGGCCCUGCACCCUGGUGCGCAUCUGUGAUGAGUGUAACUAUGGCUCCUACCAGGGCCGAUGUGUCAUCUGCGGGGGGCCCGGAGUGUCUGAUGCCUACUACUGCAAGGAGUGCACCAUCCAGGAAAAAGAUAGAGAUGGUUGCCCCAAGAUUGUGAACCUGGGCAGUUCCAAGACAGAUCUUUUCUAUGAAAGAAAAAAGUAUGGCUUCAAGAAGAGGUGAUCCUACCUGUACGUGGCUACCUCCUGUCAGGUUGGCAAGAGGGUCUUGGAACAUCUCUGGACUUUGCUCUUACUGAAAACUGGUUGAUUAUUUUUUUUCUAAAACAGUACAAAUUCAGUAGUAUACUUGGGGUUGGAGAAAUAACAGACCGAAUGGGGACUAAAACCUGAUCAAAACCAAUGAUCAGAGAAGGCAGAUGAAGAUAAGUGUUUCUUACCUUUGUGGAAGCUCUGCUAGUAGUUGCCCCAGCUCUCUACAAAGCAGAGUGGGCAAGCACUUACACACAGAGGAGACCAGCUUAGUAAAAAUGGCAAGUGCCAUUUCUAGUGUGCAGAAACACCUUGAGGUUGUUCUUACUGAGCCUUCUCUCAGUUGUUUGAAAUUGCCCUGUCCAUGAGUAUCGAAGAAGAGAGCACCAAUCUGAUCCCCUCCUCUCUUCCUCCAGUAUAUUUCCAUGCUGCCCUGUUUUGUAAGGAACUUGCUCAUGGCUGACGCCUUCCGUGUUUUCUUUGACAUAUUAAUCCAAGGCCUUUCUUGUAACCUUUUCUGUGGGAUGCAUACCAAUAAAACUUUUGGGUUUUUAUUUUUUGUACAAUAA
Messenger RNA from Malurus melanocephalus (red-backed fairy wren), 1169 nucleotides. It is a transcript of the gene PHF5A, whose product is annotated as PHD finger protein 5A. Gene Ontology annotation, cellular component: precatalytic spliceosome; catalytic step 2 spliceosome; U2 snRNP. The transcript is spliced from 4 exons. Gene Ontology annotation, biological process: mRNA splicing, via spliceosome. Lineage: Eukaryota; Metazoa; Chordata; Aves; Passeriformes; Maluridae. The coding region runs from base 239 to 571 and encodes 110 amino acids. The record is from RefSeq and is a predicted model, not a curated record.